Molecule: messenger RNA, 1683 nt
Organism: Arctia plantaginis
Lineage: Eukaryota; Metazoa; Arthropoda; Insecta; Lepidoptera; Erebidae
Source: the annotation of a GenBank genome assembly
AUGGCGACUGUGGCAGCUCCAGGAAAAAGCAAAGGGCCCAUUAUAGAUCCUGCGCUUUGCCGCUGUUGCAGGUCCAUUAAGAAAUGUCGUCUUUUAACGACGGAGUACGAAUGGAUGGGCAAGAAGGAAAUAUAUUCCGAUAUGUUUAUGGAUUGUUUUGGUCUUCUUUUAUCUCACCUGGAUGGCGACAGCAAGGAUUGUUGUGUGUGUGCAACCUGCGUAGUGAGACUGCGUGACGCAUAUGCUUUUAGACAACAGGUGUUGCAAUGUGAAGAUGCAUUCCUCAGCACCAAGAUGCAAUCUAAAGAUGAUGGCACCAGUAAGGUGGAGGUGGAAGUGAAGGCGGAACCUAUGGCCGGUGAUGAAUCUGAUGGAUCAAUGGAUGACAGAGAUGAUAUUCACGAUGAGAAUAUGACAGAACUUUUAGACACAAAAGACGUCAAGGAUGAUGUGAAGCUGGAUACAGAGCCGGUGUGCGAACGUACUCGCGGCAAACACAAAGUGCACGUCAAAAGAGAGAUCCUUCACAAGAUGAACAAGUUGAGGGCCAAGUUAGAUCACAUGUUGGACAAGCCUGUAAAAACCCCAGUCAAGAAAGAAACACAGAAGCUAAAGAAGAAACAACAAGAAUUAGACCACGACUAUAUGCUGUACAACAAUGCUGUAACAAUUGUCCACAAUUCAUACGUCUGCCCCUUUCAAAACCGCAUCAGUAUAUAUUAUUGCUUCUACUGCAGGGACCAGUUUACCAACCCCAACGAACUAAGAGAACAUACAUUAACCCACGACCCCGUAGAACUCUUCCAAAGUACAAUGGAAAACCGUAAAAUUCCGAAAAUAGACAUCACUAGAAUCGAUUGUCGAUUGUGCAACGACAAAAUCGAUGAUCUCGACACGUUUAAAAAUCACAUCUCUAGCGUGCACUCAAAAGUCGUGUAUCCGGUUUCGAACGAGUUUUUAAAAUUUAAAUUGUCUAUGGAUAAUUUAAUCUGUACAGAGUGCAAUGCCGCGUUCCCGUAUUUCGAUGUUCUGAAAAAACACAUGAUCGAUCAUUUCGGUACUUAUAUUUGCGAUGUCUGCGGAGCUUGUUUCCUCGAAAGAAACUCUCUCAGAACUCACAUUAAAUCUCACAGUAAAGUCGAAGAGAGUUUCCCUUGCGAAAUUUGCGGUAAAAACUUAAAAUCUAAAUAUAGUAGGUACUUGCAUGUCGCUACGGUGCACGAAAAGAAACCGACGGUAAAUUGCUACAAAUGUGAAGCUAGUUUUUUGUCUUACGCGUUAAGAAACCGCCAUUUAAUAGAGGUUCACGGAGACAAAAGGACUUUUGCUUGUAAAUUGUGUGACAAGGUAUAUAAUAGACGGAAAACUUUAAUGGAACACAACAGAAGGAACCAUCUGAAGGUGUAUAGGCAUCAAUGCGAUUUGUGUGACCAGAGGUUCUAUUUACCGUCGCGUUUGAAGGAGCACAUGGCGACCCACACGGGCGAGAGGAACUUCCGGUGUGAGUUUUGUGAUAAGAGUUAUCCAAGAUUACAGUCGCUGCAAGAACACAUCCGGUCCCACAGCAACGAAAGACGGUACAAAUGUGACGUGUGCAGUUCGACGUUUACACAAAAUGGAAGUUUAAAAAAUCAUAUGAAAUCCCACCACGGAGCGUAUGAUGUAGAUAAUAAUUAUAAUUAA